This is a messenger RNA of Trichechus manatus latirostris (Florida manatee), 4703 nucleotides long. It is a transcript of the gene MTMR2, whose product is annotated as myotubularin related protein 2. Gene Ontology annotation, biological process: phosphatidylinositol dephosphorylation. NCBI's taxonomy places the organism in Eukaryota, Metazoa, Chordata, Mammalia, Sirenia, Trichechidae. Gene Ontology annotation, molecular function: phosphatidylinositol-3-phosphate phosphatase activity; phosphatidylinositol-3,5-bisphosphate 3-phosphatase activity. Gene Ontology annotation, cellular component: membrane; cytoplasm. The transcript has 19 exons. Bases 1625 to 3520 code for a protein of 631 amino acids. The record is from RefSeq and is a predicted model, not a curated record.
UUUGCUUUUGGGUUGUUUUUGCAAUAGUGGUGAUGGAUUUGUGUCCAAUCAUACAGUCUUACCCAUUGCCUUUGUGACUCUUGGCAUGUCUUAUGAGGCAGCUAGCCAGGAUUAGUGGGGUAGAAACUAUAGCUCUGGAACAAAGUGAAGCUAACAGGCUGAACCUUCAACCUUGGCCUUAUUAUUAAUGCAUUAUGUCAGAUAUUAUAUUGUUAAACUAAAAAUUGAAUAUCUUGGAUUCCAUUAUUCCAGGACCCUAAAAGAACUUUAAACUUCUGUUACACAAGAUUCAGUAUUACUGUGAACUAGUCAUAAUUAUCAUCUAGAUUUUUCAGAAAGAAUGUUUGAAGAGGUUAAUUAUUAAUAAAAGACACAUAAGUUAGUACUGAAGGUGGGAUUGGAUUUUGUGUACUUUUUCUGCAUUCCUCCUAUAUUAAAUGUUCUAUAUUAAUGUAGAUCAGUGGUUCAUAAAGUGUAUUUCCCAAACCAUCAGUGUCAGCAUUCCUUAGAAAUAUGUUAAAAAUGAAUUCUUGAGCCCUACCUCAGACCUAACUAAAUAAAAAAUUUUGAGAGCGUGGUCCAGUGGUUUGUGUCUUAACAAGCCCUGGAGGUGAUCCUGAUGCAUGCCAAAGUUUGAGAACCACCAUCUUGGACCUCUUGCUAGUUAGUACCUAGUAACUCCAUCAACAUUAGCUGAAAUGGACUAAGUUAAGGUCUGUCUAUAUUGGAGCUACUAUCAGCCUAUUACUUGAUAGCAUUUUUGUAAAAAUGUUGACUAAAGUAGUAGAAGAUAAAAGUCAUCUCUUACAGAUUUAUUAUAGCUGAUUUUUAGAAAAUUUCCUAAGGUCUUUUCUUUUCCAAUGCCGAGUAACACCAAUCAAUACAUAUUUUAGGCUUUUUCUUAAAAAUGGAACUUUGGCGAGAUACAUGAGUGAUACCAUGCAUUUAGAAAAGUUAUUAUAAAAAAGUAAUUCCAGGAGGCUAUCACCUGAACUAGUAAAGCCUGAAUUAUGCCCAAGGGAAGGAAAUAACCUGGAUACAGAUGUCCAGAAAGCAGUUACCUCAUGAACCAGAAUUGCUGUUGAAGCUCUAGCCAUUGCAUCUUUAUUCCAUUCAAAAGGAAGGAGGAAAAGAAGAAGAAGGACAUGCCCCCUCUCUUUAAAGGAUACUUUUUUUAGAAGCCACAUACAUUUUUUUAGCUUAUAUCCAGUUGACCAGAAUGUGAUCCCAUGGCCAUACCCAGCCACAGGGGAGGCUAAGAUAAGUAGUCUCUUCUGUGAGCUCUUGUGCCAAGUUAAAAACUGGGGGUUCUGUCAUUAAGGAAUAAGAAGAGAAUGGGUAUUGGAGACAAUUAGCCACUUCUUCUUUGGUUUACAAAUGGAUAAUUUCAAAAAGGAGAAAUGUAUUUUCCAGUUAAUGUGUUAAGAGCCAUUGACAUUUGAAGAUCAUCAGAAGUGAAGAUAAAACAUCUCAAAAAUUAUAAUAUUAAAUUUACAUGCCCUGGUGUGUGUUGGCAGUUGCCAAAGUGUCUCCUGCUGCAUAUCGUGAAGAAACAAUUUUUGCCUCCUAGGGAAGACUGAAGAUAUAUUUGAAAACCAAAUGCAUAGUGGUGAUAACUGAAGCCAUGGGAAUGUGUGAUAUUUCAGAGAGAGAGAGAACAGAGCCAAGUGCCUCCACUUCUCAUUCGGAGAAUUCAGUGCAUACAAAAUCAGCUUCUGUCAUAUCAUCGGAUUCCAUUUCAACUUCUGCAGACAACUUUUCUCCUGAUUUGAGGGUCCUGAGGGAGUCUAACAAAUUAGCAGAAAUGGAAGAACCACCCUUGCUUCCAGGAGAAAAUAUUAAAGACAUGGCCAAAGAUGUAACUUAUAUAUGUCCAUUCACUGGUGCUGUACGAGGAACCCUAACUGUCACAAAUUACAGGUUAUAUUUCAAAAGCAUGGAACGGGACCCUCCAUUUGUUUUAGAUGCUUCUCUUGGUGUGAUAAGUAGAGUAGAAAAAAUUGGUGGUGCUUCCAGUCGAGGUGAAAAUUCUUAUGGACUAGAAACUGUGUGCAAGGAUAUCCGGAAUUUACGGUUUGCCCAUAAACCUGAGGGGCGAACAAGAAGGUCUAUAUUUGAGAAUCUAAUGAAAUACGCAUUCCCUGUCUCUAAUAACCUGCCCCUUUUUGCUUUUGAAUACAAAGAAGUAUUCCCUGAAAAUGGGUGGAAGGUGUAUGAUCCUCUUUUAGAGUAUAGACGGCAGGGAAUUCCUAAUGAAAGCUGGAGGAUAACAAAGAUAAAUGAACGAUAUGAGCUGUGUGAUACAUACCCUGCCCUCUUGGUUGUGCCAGCAAAUAUUCCUGAUGAAGAAUUAAAGAGAGUAGCAUCCUUCAGAUCAAGGGGCCGUAUCCCAGUUUUAUCAUGGAUUCAUCCAGAAAGUCAAGCCACAGUCACUCGAUGUAGCCAGCCCAUGGUAGGAGUGAGUGGGAAGCGAAGUAAAGAAGAUGAAAAAUACCUUCAAGCCAUCAUGGAUUCCAAUGCCCAGUCUCAUAAAAUCUUUAUAUUCGAUGCUCGGCCAAGUGUUAAUGCUGUUGCCAAUAAGGCAAAGGGUGGGGGUUAUGAAAGUGAAGAUGCCUAUCAAAAUGCAGAACUAGUUUUUCUGGAUAUCCACAAUAUUCAUGUUAUGAGAGAAUCAUUACGAAAACUUAAGGAGAUUGUGUACCCCAACAUUGAGGAAACUCACUGGUUGUCUAACUUGGAAUCUACUCACUGGCUAGAACACAUUAAGCUUAUUCUUGCAGGGGCUCUUAGGAUUGCUGACAAGGUCGAGUCAGGGAAGACGUCUGUGGUAGUACAUUGCAGUGAUGGUUGGGACCGCACAGCUCAGCUAACUUCCCUGGCCAUGCUCAUGUUGGAUGGAUACUAUAGAACCAUUCGAGGAUUUGAAGUCCUUGUGGAGAAAGAAUGGCUAAGCUUUGGACAUCGAUUUCAACUAAGAGUUGGCCAUGGAGAUAAGAACCAUGCAGAUGCAGACAGAUCACCUGUUUUUCUUCAGUUUAUUGACUGUGUCUGGCAAAUGACAAGACAGUUUCCUACAGCAUUUGAAUUCAGUGAAUAUUUUCUCAUUACCAUUUUGGACCACCUAUACAGCUGUUUAUUUGGAACAUUCCUAUGUAAUAGUGAACAGCAGAGAGGAAAAGAGAAUCUUCUCAAAAGGACUGUGUCACUGUGGUCUUACAUAAAUAGCCAGCUUGAAGACUUCACUAAUCCUCUCUAUGGGAGCUAUUCCAAUCAUGUCCUUUAUCCAGUAGCCAGUAUGCGCCACCUAGAGCUCUGGGUGGGAUAUUACAUAAGGUGGAAUCCACGGAUGAAACCACAGGAGCCCAUUCACAACAGAUAUAAAGAACUUCUUGCUAAACGAGCAGAGCUUCAGAAAAAAGUAGAGGAACUACAGAGAGAGAUUUCGAACCGAUCAACCUCAUCCUCAGAGAGAGCCAGUUCUCCUGCACAGUGUGUCACUCCUGUCCAAACUGUUGUAUGAAUGGACUGUCUGAUUGGGGUUACCAUCACCCCAAACUCUUCACUACCACGGCAGCUUUAUGAAUAGAAAGUCUUUUGAUUUUGGAACCCAUCUGUGAGAGAAGUUCAGUCACUUUAUUUAUUUUAAAUUUCUCUAGAAUGAGUUUAGAAUUGUUUAGCAGUGCAGGUGGCUCAGGUGAAAUAACACUAUAUAAUUACAUUAUUAUGACACUAAUAAGGCACCCAAAGAAUAUCAAAAAUGUUUAAAUCCUGGAUCUGCAGUGGAACAUUUUCUGAUUUUAAGAGGAAGGUGCUGUCUUAAGAGAUUUUGGCAUCUGGUAAAACCACUUCCGAAACAUACCUCUUGAUGGGACAGAGCUCAUUGCACAGAGGGAGGGAGUAGCAUCGCAGUGUCCAGACCAACCCAACACGCCAUCAUAUAUAUUUGGACCUUGAAGUCAUGAUGGAUCCAAAUCAUCUGAUACCCCCUCCUCCAUCAUGGGUUUUUCUUUUAUGUAGUAACUGAUUUCUUUGAUCACCUUUCAACACCCAUAUUUUUCAUAUAGUGAAAGCAGUCUUGAGGAUAUUAUGUAGUAGUAGUUGACAAUUACUGAUGUCAUUUAUAUACUUAAGAUAUAUUAGAUAGCUAUUCCAAAAUGAUGCCUUAUAGAAGUGCUUGGGGUGAGUGGGGGAGAGAAAGUGGUAGCUGUUCAGUUCAAAGAAUUCCACAUCCUUGAGAUUAGCUUCCAUUUGCUCAGUUACCAGAAACAUCAUGAAAGGUUUUAAAAACUCAUUAUCUACCCCAUUGCAUUUUACUUACAAUUUUGAACACAAGAGGAUUGGUAAAUUUUGAGACAAUAUUUAAAAAUUUUAUUAGGAUUGAUUAUAAAUAGCUUAUGGUAAAAUAGAGUACUGUGCUCAAAUUUUACAUAAAAUAUUUUACUACUUUUUUUCUUUGCAAACUCUAUAAUUCCACGAAUGAUUAAGUCUACCAAAGAACACAGUGCAUGUAAAGAUGUAUUACAGUCUCAAUGCCAGUAAAGGAAAUCUUGCUUCACUGCUCACCUGCUACAGUUAAGAGUUUAGCACUAUGUAAACAUUGACUCCCUGAUGUCUGUUUUACUCUAUAAGAGCCAUAUGUAAAGUACUGUAACAAAGGAGCUUCUUGUCCCAUGGGUCUUUAAUUAAAAGAAAAUUGCAACUGA